GCGGUCCACGCCCAAUCCCCACUCAGUCCCCCAGCACCUAAAGCAGGUUAACUACAGCAGGUACGUCACGCUGCAGCCUGUAGAAAAGCAGCGGCCGUCAGUCCUGAUCUUAAGCCCCGCCCCAAUCCCCGCCUGUCCAAUCACUGCUUAGCAACCGUUACUAUCCGCCAUUAUUUCGGUCAAGCACUCAGGACCUUCUCCAGCGGAGUCACUCAGACAUGGUGAAGCGCUGUGCGUGGGGCUCCUGUAAAAGCGACACCCGCUACCCGAAUAGAGUGCAGGGCGUUGUUUUCUACCCCUUCCCAAAGCCCAAAACUAACCUGCAGAAAUGCCAGCUCUGGAUUCGCCUGUGUGGAAGACCGCACAGCCGGCUGAACAUGGACACCAUCACCAAAAACACAUACGUCUGCUCCAAGCACUUUGUCAAUGGAGCCCCGACUGAUGAGUUUCCCGAUCCGCUGGAUGCACUGGAUGAGAAGGACCUCCCAAAGUCACCUCCAGAGAAAAAGCAGAGGUUUGAAAAGAGUGAAGCCAGAAUAGAGACUGUGGAGAUUAUUCCAUCCAUUAACACAGAUCUGGUUUGUGAAGAUGACCCUCAGCGAGACCUUCAGAAUAAUGUGGACACUGGAACACGACUACAACACAUGGCAGUAAUAUCAACAAUAAAAUCAACAUCUGUAGAGGAUUCCUUGAGGAUGACAGCCUACAUUCAAGCUGAAGAAAUUGAGCAUCUCAAAAAACAGCUGUCUAAUAUGGAGUAUACCAGCGUGACACCUGAAUUAAUCAAUAACAGCAGCAUUGCCAAUUACUUUGAGUUUUGUACUGGGUUCACAUUUGACAUGUUUAAUGCUCUGUGCACUUUUCUUAGAGUCCCUAGUGACUGCACCACUCCACAAACAGUCAAUCCCCUUAUUUACACAAAGGAAACCCGCCAUACCAAAACUGUGCCCCUCCGCAGCCAGUUCUUGCUGGUUUUGAUGAAACUGCGCAACAACUAUGACACAAAGGAUCUUGCAUUUAAGUUCCAGGUUGAUGUGCAGAGUGUCAGCCUAAUUAUCAAUGCUUGGAUCAAUUACUUAUACCUCCGGCUGGGUCAGAUAUCGCUUUGGCCACACAGAGACGUUAUCUCAGCUCAAAUGCCAGACAACUUCAAGAGAGAAUUCCCCACAACAUUUGCUAUUAUGGAUUGUAUAGAAUUGAGACUUGAGAGACCUACGUCACUGCUGCUCCCAAGUCAGACUUUCUCUGAUAGCAAAACCACAAACUCGCUUAAAGGACUUGUUAUAUGUGACCCUCGUGGAUCCAUAUUAUUUGUAUCAACACUUUACACUGGAACCAUAUCAGACAGAGACGUUUUUAGACAGUGUGGCAUCACCACUCAACUUUACCAUCUGAUCGAGACUGGCUACCUAAAUCCAGGUGAUCGUUUGAUGGCAGACAAAGGCUUUCAAAAUCAGAAGGAUGUUGAGGAAAUUGGCCUGAGCCUCAAUAUUCCUCUUUUUGCACAGAGAAAUAGGCAGCUGCCAUUUUUGGGCUUGCAAAAGAAAAAAAUGGCAAAAUACAGAAUGCAUGUUAAGAAAGCGGUUGCAAAAAUAAAAAAGUUCAAAAUUGUGUCAGAAAAAAUUCCUAACUCCAUACUUGGUAACAUUAAUCAGAUCUGGUUUGUGGUCAGCAUGUUGACAAACUUCCAGCCACAUAUUUCUGGUCACUAAAUAGAUGAAUGAAGCAUGUCCCUUUUAUUACUUACCUGGUAACUUAAACUAAACCAUACUCAAUAUGUGGUCCCUGGUUUAGCUAUUUCUGUUUUCCCUGGCUUAAUGACCAUAUAGUAACCAUAUAAACAAAAUUAAGUGAACAUUAGGAGCACCUUAUACGCUCAAUUUUGAGUUGGUGCUCUGUGUACAACAUUUAAAAAAUCUUGAAGGUAUCAAUAGUUUCUUAAAUAUUCUGACUCCGUCAUCUGCCCAUAACAAUGUUAUCCUCGUGAAAGUCACUUAUGACUAAACCCCUGUCCAUUUGUCCCACCUCCAACACAGACUGUGAGUUUAGUUAUCGUCUAUUGUACACCAUUUGGACAUGGAAUUAUUGGGACACGUCACUUUUUCACUGAAUUUUUUGGCUGUAGCCAUGCUACAGGCUAAAUUUACAAUCAUUAGUGAAAGAUUGGUGCUCCUAAAGAGCUCAGUGAACUCCAGUGUGGCACUGUAUUAGUAUGCCACUGUUGCAAUUGGGGAAAUGUCUACCCUUCUAACUAUUUCACCAUGGUGGUAAAGUGGAGUGUUAUAAUUGAUAAGUGGAAACAUGUAGGAGUUAGAGUGAUGUCAUCAAGAUCUGAGACACAUAGUGCAUAAAUAUCAGCAAUGUUCUGCUGACUAAAUAACUGCAGGGAAGCUGUUAAAGCCAAGAAAGCAGUAUUAUAAAAAGAUAAUAGGCCACGUUUGAAAGCAAUUGCUGGUGUAGGGGGGUCACACCAGAUAUUA
This is a messenger RNA of Astyanax mexicanus (Mexican tetra), 2480 nucleotides long. RefSeq lists its product as uncharacterized. Bases 219 to 1712 code for a protein of 497 amino acids. The record is from RefSeq and is a predicted model, not a curated record. NCBI's taxonomy places the organism in Eukaryota, Metazoa, Chordata, Actinopteri, Characiformes, Acestrorhamphidae. The transcript has 4 exons.